Anthonomus grandis grandis is the source of this 945-nucleotide messenger RNA. RefSeq names its product farnesol dehydrogenase-like. NCBI's taxonomy places the organism in Eukaryota, Metazoa, Arthropoda, Insecta, Coleoptera, Curculionidae. The transcript has a single exon. The record is from RefSeq and is a predicted model, not a curated record. The coding region runs from base 49 to 819 and encodes 256 amino acids.
UACGAUUAUGUGAUUGCUUAGUAGCACUUUAUUACAAGUAUUAUUAAAAUGUGUUCAGUCUUGAAAAAGUAUACGGGUAAAGUUGCAAUAGUGACUGGUGCUUCUUCUGGCAUUGGAAAAGCUAUAACGGAAUAUUUAGUUAAAAAUGGAGUGAUCGUUGCGGGUGUUGCUAGAAGACUAGAAAAAAUAGAAGAACAUGCUAAACAAUUAGAAAAAUAUUCGGGUAAGCUACAUCCCUUUAAACUUGAUCUUACUAAGCCAGAAGAAAUAGUGAACGUUUUUACAAAGAUCGCAAAACAGUUAGGACCCAUAGUUAUACUUAUAAAUAAUGCUGGCCUUGCUCAAGGAGGUAACAUUAUUGACGGAGAUUUUGAAAAAUGGAAACUAACUUUAGACACUAAUGUCUUAGCAUUGGCAAUAUGUUCUAGAGAAGCCAUCAAAAAUAUGAAAGAAAAUAAUACUAAAGGCAUAAUUAUUAAUAUCAAUAGCAUGUUCGGACAUCAAAUUUUUGACAUUCCUUUUUUAAACGUAUACCAGGCUUCCAAAUAUGCAGUUACUGCCUUAACUGAAACUCUGCGGUUAGAAAUUAACAGAGAAAAAUUACCAUUAAAGAUUACAAGUCUCAGUCCUGGGUAUGUAAAAACUGAAUUUACCGAACUUGCUUUGGGACGGGAACUUGCCCAAAAAACAACUGAUUCUGGACUGAGACCUGGACUUAAUGCUGAUGAUGUAGCAGAAGCAGUUAUUUAUAUUUUAUCCACUCCAGAUCAUGUAAAUGUUAAAGAACUAACCAUUUGCGUCCAAGGUUACAUAGGUUAAGGUCCAAAAGUUUAUUAAAAUUUUAAAUUAGUAGUAUUGUAAGAUUUUUAAAAGUAGUAUCUUAGGUUUUAAAAAGAAAAAAUAUGUUAAAAAAUUGUCUUAUAAUAAAUGUAUAUUAUAGAAAAA